AUGUACCUUGCUGGUAUCAUUUACCAGGGUGGGGAGCCAAAGAUUAAAAGGCAGUCCACAUUCAACAGUGCUUUUUCACCACUAGACAUAUUCAAGCUUAUUUGGAUAUACAUGGCCUCAGAAAUGGAGAAACUACUUGGUGAUGCAGCUGGAUGCCAAAAUUGCUUCUUUGUAUGUCUCCUGGUACAUGAACCCCCUCCCCCCAACACACUCUGCAGCCUGCUGACAUUCUGGCUGAAGAUCAACCAGAAAUUCUUUGCUAAAUGGCUGAUCCACAAAGAAUUUUUCCCCAAUGUCCAGAAUGAGAAUGAUCUAACUGAUGAACAAAAGGAGUCACAGCAAAUCAUGUGCUGGUAUUGCUGGCAAACAAAUCUAAUGUGUCUUGCACAUUCAGGUGGAUCCAGGGGGGUCCUCAGCAUCAAAGAAGUACUUGCAGGAGGCAAGAAAACAAAGGGCCCAUGGGCACUGAAGGAAGUGGAGUCAGCCAAUGAGGCAAUCACAAAGGGAAACAUCACCUCUCAUGGUUCCAAGCUCCUUGUAUAUCAUGAGAUCACCAUGGAGAAAUAUGAGGCAGAGUUGAGCACUGUAAAGGACAAAGUUAAGAGGAAGCACAAAAUGUUACACAAGAAGUUUAGAAAAGCUCACAAGAUUGUGACAGCCAAGAUAAGGGAAGAGGUAGAUGAUGAGACAAAGAUGAGUUACCACCUUGGAGAAUGCACUACAGGAGGGCAAUUCUCAGACUUGUAUGAUAGAUAUGGUGAGGUGCUUAGGGCAUAUGCAAGGUUUACAGAGAAAAGUGUUGAGUAUGAAGAAAGUUUACCAGCUGUUAAGCAGGACAAUGCCAGUGACCUUGAUGAUGACAAGGAUGAGUCAAGUGACAAUAACUCUAGCAGUGAGCAUGAACCAUGCACUGAUGGUAUUGACUAUGACAGUCUUCAACAUGCCAACUACGACACUGCAUUGGCUCUUCUUGAGACAUCUCUGAAAGACCUAGGGAGAUGUGAAGUGCUGAUCCCUCCAUCUGAUGCAUCUGCAUCUCAGCCAUCUCAGCCAGCCCCAGUGAUCCCUGUGCCUCAGCCUCCUACACCUCCCUCUCCUGCGUCUACAUCCCAGCCAGCCCCAGUGAUCUCUGUGCCUCAGCCAGCCCCAGCAAUCCCUGCACCUCAGCCUCCUAUGCCUCAACCUCCCACACUUCCUACUAAUCCUGCAUCUCAGCUAGCCCCUGCUCCUCUUCCAGAGGAUGAUCAACCUGUUUGA
This is a messenger RNA of Suillus subaureus, 1257 nucleotides long. RefSeq lists its product as uncharacterized. Bases 1 to 1257 code for a protein of 418 amino acids. The record is from RefSeq and is a predicted model, not a curated record. The transcript has 11 exons. NCBI's taxonomy places the organism in Eukaryota, Fungi, Basidiomycota, Agaricomycetes, Boletales, Suillaceae.